This is a messenger RNA of Capsella rubella, 981 nucleotides long. Its product is annotated as mitogen-activated protein kinase kinase kinase 3. Gene Ontology annotation, biological process: protein phosphorylation. Gene Ontology annotation, molecular function: protein kinase activity; ATP binding. NCBI's taxonomy places the organism in Eukaryota, Viridiplantae, Streptophyta, Magnoliopsida, Brassicales, Brassicaceae. The record is from RefSeq and is a predicted model, not a curated record. The coding region runs from base 1 to 981 and encodes 326 amino acids. The transcript has a single exon.
AUGUUUCCAUCGAUGGAGUUUAUGAAACCUUUAGGCAAAGGUUCGUAUGGUUCGGUCGAUCUCGUCAGAUUCAUGAAACCAGACGGCUCGAAUCCGUACUACCAAGCCGUGAAAACCUCCUACCCACAAGACUUUGAACCUCUUCUCAAAGAGUUUCAGAUUCUGUAUAAACUCAGAGAAUGCCCUAGAAUCGUGCAAACUUGCGGGACAAGUCUGUCGAGAGGUGUCAAUGAUUACGGAAUCAGAGUGUAUAGAAUGUCAAUGGAGUAUGCAGCUGGUGGAAGUUUAACUAAUCUCAUGGAAACAAAGUCAUUGUCUGAUUCAGUAAUCAGAGACUUCACUCAUAUGAUUCUUGAAGGACUUGUCUCUAUCCAUAGUCACGGUUAUGUUCAUUGCGACCUCAAACCUGAAAAUAUUCUCGUGUUUCCUCGUACUAGUGGGUGCAACGUUUCAUACGAAUUGAAGAUUUCGGAUUUUGGAAUGGCGACAAAAGUUGGACAAGACUCGGAGUUUUGGGAAUAUGAUUCUCCGUACUUGGGAACGUCUCUUUACAUGUCGCCUGAAUCUGUUCAAAACGGGAUAGCAGAGGAAGCCCUAGAUUUGUGGUCGUUAGGUUGUAUCGUGUUGGAGAUGUACACUGGUGAGCCUCCAUGGCCGCUCGAAGAUUCUAUGAAUCUUUUGUCUCUUUUGUUGAAUGGUAAUGCUCCAGAGAUACCAGAGUCUCUUCCUUGGGACGCAAGGCAGUUUUUACAAACAUGUUUCGCUAGUAAUCCAUUGGAAAGAGGAAGUGCUUCGGAACUACUGAAACAUAAGUUUCUACAUAAUGUUUCCGAUCAUAAGAAGGUGAGGGUGUUGAAGUCUAAGCAUUUUUCGAAGAAGGUACUAAAAGUGAAGAUUGUUCCACCAAAACCACCAAUGUUUAAGAAAAUUUCGAAUAGACCUAUGAGGUUGAAGAUUAUACCUCCCAAACCCCCAGGAUAG